Sinocyclocheilus anshuiensis is the source of this 531-nucleotide messenger RNA. RefSeq names its product ribosomal RNA processing protein 1 homolog A-like. The transcript has 5 exons. Lineage: Eukaryota; Metazoa; Chordata; Actinopteri; Cypriniformes; Cyprinidae. The record is from RefSeq and is a predicted model, not a curated record. Gene Ontology annotation, cellular component: preribosome, small subunit precursor; nucleus. Gene Ontology annotation, biological process: rRNA processing. Bases 1 to 531 code for a protein of 176 amino acids.
AUGGCAGAGCGCAGGCCUGCGGGUGGAUUCCAGGUAUCUCUUGUUGUGCUGUUAAUAACCGGUUUGUGUUUUUGGGAUUGUAGGAGGAACUGUCGAUUAAAAUCUCUGGGCUCCUCCACAGCUUUCGGACGCUCGACAGCCCUGGUGAGUGAGUUUCUGCAGAUCUUAACGGCUCAGCUCCUGCAGAGCUCCAGCGCGGCUCCGGCUGGGCUCGUCCUUCACGUUCUCGACCUCUAUUUGACUGAACUGGCUCUCAUCGGCUCAGCUGAGCUGACAGCAGAGCAGAACCAGACCUUUAUUGAGCCUUUCUUCAAGACUGUGGCCAAAAUCAAAGAUCGGGUCCUGCUGAAGGCCAUCGGCAGCAACAUCUUUAACACCAUCGUUGAUCAAGUUCCUUACGCCAUCGAGGAUCUGCAGAGAGAGAUCCGUCAGAACGCAGAACUGGACUCUAGUGAAGAAGCUGAAGACGAAAUCCCUCUCAAAACACUCACACCAAACUCACGGUACACGCCACAAUACGAGUAUAAAUAA